Molecule: messenger RNA, 2507 nt
Organism: Chilo suppressalis (striped riceborer)
Lineage: Eukaryota; Metazoa; Arthropoda; Insecta; Lepidoptera; Crambidae
Source: the annotation of a GenBank genome assembly
UGUCAAUGUCAUGGGUCGAUGCCGAAUGAACUGUCAGUUGGUUUUUGUGAACUUUUUGUGAAAAAGUGCAAAUUAACUUGAAGAAAACUGUGUUUUUGUUGUAUAUGCUGAUUUGCUGCAAUCAUUUCUAAAAAUGGGGGCGGACACUAAAAAAAUCUUUGGUCAUUUCCUUUAAUUUGUCUUUUAUUUUUUUCAAUAAAUAGUUAUUUCAUGUUUAGAAUUAGUAUUAGGAAACAAGUUUUUUCAUUGUAUAAAUAAUUGAUUCUUAAAUUUCUAUUAUUUAUAAUAUGGAAAUAUUGUAAUUUUCUACUAUAACUUUGAACUAGGUUAAAUUUUAGUAUUGUAUUGUAGAUUUGAUAGGAUACUUUCUUAAAAAUGAGUAUUCAAGUGUGUAGGGAUCCUUGCGACGCUGUGGCUUUGUAUUUGCCUCAGCGUCUUUAUUUAAAAUCUUUCGCAAAGCUUAAUAUUUCUGUUCAGCUCCCCACCCACAAGGUACACGGCAAAUCAAUCUCCAAUUGGGAAUUAAUGGAAAAGUUGAGGAAGAUGAUCCAACCUGACUCCUUUUCCCUGUUAAAAGUGACGAAGCACAGUUCUGAAGUUAUACGAUUCGAAGCAGAGUUGGAAAAUCGGGAGAAACUAGACAGAGUGUUAUCAAGACUUGAAGAUCGUAUCGUACAACUAAAUGAUUAUCCGGAUCCUCUGAAGGUGAAAGUUACCGAAGCGAAAUCGGAUUUUCCUAGUCGGCAUGCAUGGGACUCGUUUUUUCGUGAUGCCACUGACAUGGAUGAGAUGAAACCAGGUGAGAGGCCUGAUACAGUGCACAUAGCUAACUUGCCAAUUCGCUGGUUUGUACAUGAAAGAGAUCUAAAUGAGGACUCUCCCCCAUCAGAAAAUCUCUGCAAGAAAGUGUUUGAGAAGUUUGGUUCAAUAAGGCAAGUAGAUGUACCAGCUGCUGACCCUUUCAGGAUGCAGAUGAAGUCUUCCAUGAGGGGUAUAACUACACCCCCUCAAGAUGCUCAGUUAUAUUUUGAAGCAUACAUACAAUUCAGUGAAUAUGUAAGCUUUGUUCGUUGUAUGGACGCAUUGCGAGGCCGAAAGUUAUUAAGGAAGAGAGAUGACAUAGCUGAGUGGUGCACCUUACAAAUUGAUUUUGAUAAAACUAAACAUAUGACUGAUGCGGCAGUGAAACGCAGAGCUAUCGUACGUGAGAGACUGGUAGCUCGACAAAAAGCUAAAGAAGAAGAGGAGAGGCAGGAAAAGGAGAGGGUUUCCAAGCGAGAAGCCAAAGAGAGGCAAAAAUAUGAGCGUACUGAGCUUGAAAAGCUAGAAAAGAUGAGAGAAAGAGAAGAGAAACGAAAAAAGAAACAACUGGCCAAGCUGAUGGAGAGAGAUGAAGUAGAUCUGAAUAGCCGAGUUGCUGAUGAGAGAAGAAAGCUUUUGAAAGAACAGAAAAAACUGCAGGCUAUAAGACUGCUGGAAGAAUUGUUCAAGAGGAUUGAGUUGCGACCUGACUUGCGGCGCAUCGGUCACAAGCCGGAGCGCUACUACACGGCGGGAGAGCGCAGUGCGAGAGCUCGUAUCGUUGACCGCAUGAAGAAACAACAAGAGGAUGCGCUUGAAGCACAGAGGAACCAUCUCAAGAGCGCGUUAGAUGGUCGCAUAGUGAUUCGUUCGGCGUUAGAAACAAAGAAGCCGAGACGCAAUUCUUCUGUCAGCUCCGAUUCGUCUAUAGAAGAGGAGAGACAGAAGAGAAUCAAGACAGAGAGGCUGACCACGCCAGAGAGGGAGAUUCAGUAUAAAGGAAUGUACGGGAUGCCAGCGUACGGGUUCGGUUAUCCGUUCGCGCCGGUGCCGCACUUCGCCUACCAUCCGCAAACUUACUUGCCGAUGCGUGGCGCCUGCUACCCACCCCCGCUGGAGUACAGCCGGCGCCCACGCGGCCGGGGACGCGGCCGGGGCCGGGGCCGCGCCCUCUACCGGGUCACUGACCCCAACUACUGCCACAACAAUUACAGCAGAACAGCGAACGAGCACGACUACGAGCGUGGCCGGACGAAGUCCCGUUCGCGUUCGCGUUCUCGUUCGCGGCGCCGCUCGUACUCGCGCUCGCGGUCGCGGUCGCGGUCGCGACGGCGUUCGCGAACACGCUCGCGUUCGCGGUCACGUUCGCGGCGAUCCAGGAGUCGGUCCAGGAGGCGUUCCACUUCUAGGGGCAGAAGAUCUAGCAGAUCCCGUUCUCGAUCCCGGAAGCGCGGGCGGUCCAAGUCCCGGAGCCGGUCCCGCAGUAAGAGCAAGGCCGGGACUCCUGUACGGACGGCCAGCAAACAAGGUUCCCCUUUACGCCGUGCCAGAACCAAGAGCUGGUCCCUGCCGAAGGAAUCCGAGAAAGCAUGGUCUAAAAGUCCAACCAAACAAAAUACGUCCCAAUAAGCUUAUGAGUCAACAUUUGUUAAAACCGUUAGCCCAGACAAGCAAAACUCGUCUCAAUAAAUAUCUUAUAUUUAUAA